Camelus dromedarius (Arabian camel) is the source of this 3222-nucleotide messenger RNA. It is a transcript of the gene ZXDB, whose product is annotated as zinc finger X-linked duplicated B. The transcript has a single exon. Gene Ontology annotation, cellular component: nucleus. Gene Ontology annotation, molecular function: transcription coregulator activity. Gene Ontology annotation, biological process: regulation of transcription by RNA polymerase II. Bases 232 to 2703 code for a protein of 823 amino acids. The record is from RefSeq and is a predicted model, not a curated record. Lineage: Eukaryota; Metazoa; Chordata; Mammalia; Artiodactyla; Camelidae.
UUCUGAAUACCAGGCGCUGCCCCUGGGCUUUCUGUUCUGUUGUAGAGCCCAGUUACCAGAAUAUUUAAAUCACGGUGGCGUUAAACACGUUUUAAUAUCUGAUAGGGCCAGUUUCUGCGCAUUGCACAUUUUUUUUUUUUCUCUUUCAGGAACGUGUUCGGGCCCGCGGCAGGGGGCGGGGUCGCGCCUCCUCCGCGGCUCUGGUUCCAGUGGAGCCUCACGGACGCGGAGAUGGAAAUCCCGAGGCUGCUCCCGGCUCGCGGGACGCGACAGGGCGGCGGCGCUGGCAGCCCCGGGGGUGGCGGCCGGAUCCACGGAGGUCCUGACCCGCGGGCCGGACAGGCCCCCGCGCGCCGCCUCCUGCUGCUCCGGGGCCCCCAAGAUGGCGGGCCCGGGCGGCGGCGUGAGGAGGCCCGCGCGGCCUCCCCCGGCCCGGGCCCGGGCCCGAGCCCGUUGGCGCCGAGGCCCGAUCACGCUGGUGGCGGCGGUGGCGGCGGUGGCGGUGGUGGCGGCAGCUGCGGCGGUGGCGGCAGCGGCAGCGAUGACUUCUUCCUGGUGCUGCUGGACCCGGUGGGUGGAGACGUAGAGACCGCGGGCGCCGGCCAGGCCGCAGGGCCCGUGUGGAGGGAGGAGGCCGGGCUGGGCCCACGGCUCCAGGGGGACGAAAGCGGCGCGAACCCCGAGGGCCGCCCUUGCCUGGGCCCCAGUAGCCUGUCCGCUAUCCCUGCCCCAGUCCCGGCGCUGGCCCCGAUCCCCGCCGCAGGCCUGGGCCCCGCUGCGGCCUUCGCGGGCACCGUCACUAUUCACAACCAAAACCUGCUGUUGCGCUUCGAGAACGGCGUCCUCACCCUGGCCACGCCCCCACCGCCAGCCUGGGCUCCUGGGGUCGCCCCUGCCCCGCAGCCCGGGGGUCUGAUCGUCCCGCCAGCGGGGAUCCCGCACGCCGCGCAGCCUGGCGACUGUCCUGAGCUGCCGCCUGACCUCCUGCUGGCGGAGCGGGCCGAACCCGCGCCCGCCCCUGCUCCCGAGGAGGAAGCAGAGGGCCCGGCUGCUGCUGCGAGCCCCCGCGGGCCCGGCGGCCCGGGCCAGGGCGUGGUGCUGUACCUGUGUCCUGAGGCGCAGUGCGGACAAACCUUCGCCAAGAAGCACCAGCUAAAGGUGCACCUGCUGACGCACAGCAGCAGCCAGGGCCAGCGGCCCUUCAAGUGCCCCCUGGGCGGCUGCGGCUGGACCUUUACCACCUCCUACAAGCUCAAAAGGCACCUGCAGUCGCACGACAAACUGAGGCCCUUCGGCUGUCCGGCAGAGGGCUGUGGCAAGAGCUUCACCACCGUGUAUAACCUCAAAGCGCACAUGAAGGGCCACGAGCAGGAGAACUCAUUCAAAUGCGAGGUCUGCGAGGAGACCUUCCCCACGCAAGCCAAGCUCAGUGCCCACCAGCGCAGCCACUUCGAGCCUGAGAGGCCCUACCAGUGCGCGUUUUCUGGCUGCAAGAAGACGUUUAUCACAGUGAGUGCCCUGUUUUCUCAUAACCGCGCCCACUUCAGGGAACAGGAACUCUUUUCCUGCUCCUUUCCUGGCUGCAGCAAACAGUACGACAAGGCUUGUCGGCUGAAAAUUCACCUUCGGAGCCACACCGGCGAGAGACCGUUCCUUUGUGACUUUGAGGGCUGUGGCUGGAACUUCACCAGCAUGUCCAAACUCCUAAGGCACAAAAGGAAGCACGACGAUGACCGGAGGUUCAUGUGCCCUGUGGAAGGCUGUGGGAAAUCUUUCACAAGGGCCGAACACCUGAAAGGCCACAGCAUAACCCACUUGGGUACAAAGCCUUUUGUGUGCCCUGUGGAAGGCUGCUGUGCCAGGUUCUCUGCUCGCAGUAGUCUCUACAUUCACUCCAAGAAACACUUGCAGGAUGUGGACACUUGGAAAAGCCGAUGCCCGGUCUCCACUUGUAAUAAACUCUUCACAUCCAAGCAUAGCAUGAAGACCCACAUGGCCAAAAGGCACAACCUCCGCCAGGAUCUCUUAGCUCAGCUAGAAGCUGCAAAUUCUCUUACGCCUAGCAGUGAACUUACCAGCCAGGGGCAGAAUGACCUCAGUGAUGCAGAGCUAGUGUCUCUCUUCUCUGAUGUGCCUGGUAAUAGUUCUGCUGCAGUGCUGGACACGGCAUUGGUGAACUCUGGAAUCCUGACUAUUGAUGUGGCUUCUGUGAACUCAACUCUGGCAGGGAACCUCCCUGCCAAUAAUAAUAAUUCCUUAGGGCAGGCUGUGGACCCUCCGGCCUUGAUGGCCACCAGCGACCUUCCUCAAAGUCUGGAUACCUCACUCUUUUUUGGAACGACAGCUGCCGGUUUUCAGCAGAGCCCCUUAGAUAUGGAUGACGUCUCAAGUCUAAGUGCGGGGUCCUUGGGAUCUCUGGGCUCUUUGGCUAUGAAAAACUCGAGUCAAGAGCCCCAAGCUUUGACCCCCAGCAGCAAGCUAACAGUAGACACAGAUGCUCUGACUCCUUCAAGCACCCUUUGUGAAAACAGUGUCUCAGAACUACUUCCGCCAACCAAAACGGAAUGGAGUGUACAUCCUGGCUCCGACUUCUUUGGACAGGAGGAAGAAACCCAGUUUGGAUUCUCCAAUCCAGCAGGAAACCAUGGGUCUCAGAAAGAAACAGACCUUAUCACAGUGACUGGCAGCUCAUUUUUGGUAUGAACUAAACUCUAUUCAUUCCUUGCCACAUGGCUUACUUUUAUUGAUGAUACUCAAUUUUAAGAAUAUUCUGGACUAAAUGUUUAAAUGCAGUUAUUUCUUACAGGUUUGAAAAAGAACAGAGCCCUGGGCUAGAAUUUUGGAGAUUUAAAUUGUGAUCUUGAGCCUGGAACUGGGACAAGUUGUGUGUACCUGAGCAAGUCACUUACGUAUCUGAGCCUUAAUUCCCCUAAUUUAUAAAAUGAGGUGAUUUGAAUAGAUCGUUUCUAAGGUCUUUUCAGCUCUGUAAUUUCUUUAUAAUAUACUUGUUUCCUUGAAAGAAUUAGGACAUUUUUCAAGGAUGUUGCAUGUGCUUUUUUUUCCAAACAUGCAUAAAGUACACAUAAUUGUAUAAUGAACAUUCAUGUACUUGACCCCCAGUUUCAGUUGUUAUCAAUUCAUGAACAUUCUUGUUUACCUAAUCUCCAUUUCACCCUCUUCCAGUAUUAUUUUGAAAUAAAUACCAGACAUUGCAUCAUUUAA